Molecule: messenger RNA, 2904 nt
Organism: Etheostoma cragini (Arkansas darter)
Lineage: Eukaryota; Metazoa; Chordata; Actinopteri; Perciformes; Percidae
Gene: slc26a6l1
Product: solute carrier family 26 member 6, like
Exons: 19
Coding region: 237-2678 (813 amino acids)
Biological process (GO): transmembrane transport
Cellular component (GO): membrane
Molecular function (GO): secondary active sulfate transmembrane transporter activity; oxalate transmembrane transporter activity; chloride transmembrane transporter activity
Source: RefSeq, a predicted model, not a curated record
CAAACAUCCAUUGAAUUUCAACAGAGUUAAUAUUUUUCCUAUUAAGUCCAUAAUUAGACCUACAUCAUUUUCUUCUUCCUGUCAGCCAUCAUUGUCAUGUAGAGGCUCUGCCCACAACAUCCUGACUAUAGUUAACCAUUAGGCAAUAUGAUGUACAUACGCAGAUACAUUUGUUCUUGUGACAGUAGUACAGUAGCAUUGGUAGUAAAGAGUAAGAGUUUGACAGAUUCAGCUCAAUGGACUCUACACAUCAAUUUGGGAAAUACCGAGUGGAGCGAGAAGUGCUUGAUGAGCAGAGACUGGAAGAGGUUACACAGAGAAAAACAUACUCGGACACUCACCCUUCUCUAAUUGAACACCUUAAAAAAUCCCUAAGAUGUACAGUACCCAAACUGAAACAAAGUGUGGUGAGCAGCUUGCCUGUGUUGUACUGGCUGCCCAAGUACUCAAUUUGGGACUAUGGGAUGCCUGACCUCAUCUCCGGAAUCAGUGUGGGAAUAAUGCACCUUCCACAAGGUUUGGCAUAUGCAUUGUUGGCUUCCUUACCUCCUGUAUUUGGGCUCUACACGUCGCUUUAUCCAGCAUUGAUCUACUUCUUUUUUGGAACAUCACGUCAUAUCUCCAUUGGUACAUUUACAGUGCUUAGCAUCAUGGUGGGUAGUGUGACAGAAAGACUUGCUCCAGACCUGAAUUUCCUCAUUACAAAUGGGACCACCAUCACUGCAGAGGUGAACAUAAUUGCCAGGGACUUAUACAGGGUGGAGGUGGCAGCUGCUACUACUGUCCUAGGAGGACUUAUUCAGGUGGCACUGGGUUUGGUGAAGUUUGGAUUUGUGGGAACAUACUUGUCUGAACCUCUGGUGCGGGCUUACACAACAGCUGCUGCAGCUCAUGCUGUUGUGGCACAACUGAAAUACAUCUUUGGAGUUUCACCAACACGGUUUAGUGGUCCCUUGUCGCUGGUGCAUACUUUAAAAGAUGUUUGCUCCUUGCUGCCACACACUCAUUUUCCAACACUGGUGGUCAGUGCUGUGUCCAUGGUGUUUCUAAUUGCAGCCAAGGAGCUCAACUCUUAUCUCAGUCCGAAGCUGCCAGUGCCCAUCCCAGUGGAACUCAUUACAAUUGUGGCAGGUACGUUGAUAUCAACCUAUACCCACUUGAACAACAACUACACUAUUUCAGUUGUUGGAGUAGUUCCUAGUGGUCUUAGUUUUCCCAGUGUACCAGAUGUGAGUCUUUUUAGAGAAGUAAUUGGUGAUGCGUUUGCAUUGGCUAUGGUUGGAUAUGCCGUAUCCAUUUCACUUGGAAAAACAUUUGCACUGAAACAUGGAUACAAGGUGGACAGUAACCAGGAGCUGGUGGCGCUCGGUCUCAGUAAUGCAGUGGGAGGCUUCUUCCAGUGCUUCUCAGUCUGCUCCUCCAUGUCUCGAAGUCUCAUCCAAGAGAACACUGGAGGAAAAACACAAAUGGCUGGAGUUGCCUCUGCUCUGAUUGUGUUGGUGACUAUACUGAAACUUGGACCCCUGUUCAAGGAGCUCCCAAAGGCAGUUCUUGCAGCGAUUGUCUUAGUUAAUCUGAAGGGCAUGUUCAAGCAGCACUUUGACAUUGUUACACUGUGGAGAAGCAGCAAGAUUGAUCUGGUGGUGUGGUUGGUCACUUGGGUGUCAACACUGCUGCUCAAUCUGGAUCUGGGUCUCGCAGCAUCGAUCAUCUUUGCUCUACUUAGUGUUAUCUUCCGAACUCAGCUGCCAACAUACUCUGUUCUGGGAAAUGUUCCGGGUACAGAACUGUACGUGGAUAUAGAGACCCACACAGAGGUGAGAGAGAUUCCAGGUGUUACUAUAUUUCGCUCUUCUGCUACGGUAUAUUUUGCCAAUGCUGACCUCUACCUUGAGGCUCUGAAAGAAAAGAGUGGGCUUGACAUCAGUAAAAUGAUUAUCUAUAAGAGGAGACAGGAGGCCAAACAGAGGCGUAGAGAAAGGAGGGCUGAGAGACGGGCAAAAAGGCAAGCCAAGAAAGAGAGACAAGCACAGAGAGCAGGUAAACAGAUGUCUGGAGCACCGGUGUUCUCUGUGGAGGAAGAGGCCGGACGCUGGAGGGACACAUGCGUGGAUGGGAAUGUUACAGACAAGGAGGAGCAGGGCUUGACAAAGAGGGAGAAUGGGACAGUGUUUGUCAUUCCAAACACUCCUAGAACACCAGACGACCCCUGUAGAUGGGAGUACCUCAAGGGAGGAGAACCAGACUGCACCAGCAUAGGGUGGAUGUCUGAGCUGCAGGACGGGGACACCACCACCCUGGGCUCUAGCAGUGAUGACACGCUGAGUCACGAUCUGGAGCGGGUCUCUCUUGGGUCACUGGGCAAGUGGACCUGGGACAUUCACUCCAUCAUUAUCGACCUGUCCACCGCUAACUUUAUUGACACAGUGGCUAUCAAGACUAUGAAAAAUAUUUUCCAGGACUUCAGUGAGAUUGAUGUAGAUAUCUACUUGGCUGGUUGUCAAGCUUCUGUGGUGGAACAAUUAGAGCUUGGUGACUUCUUCUCAGAGUCAAUUACUAAGAGGCGUCUUUUUGCCUCCAUUCAUGAUGCUGUGCUCUACUGUCUGGACCACCGUGGAGCAACAUCGUUUCCCAGAUAUGAGCCAUCUGUUGACACAAACAGCAGCACAAAACUUUGAGGAUUUCAACCAAACUGGACAACCAGCACUGAAGAUGGAGAAAACUAUCUAAAAACUCUUAAUUGAAAAUGAAUAGAUGCUGAUGAUUGUUGAGUUAUAUCUAUUAGGGGUUUUACAAUUCUCCAAGUCCACUGAUUUAAUUUGACUUUCAACUUUAAGGUCAUGAAUUGUUUUAAUUUAAAAAAAAGAUUUUAAACAGGGAAGGCAAUGCCACAAACAAACCACU